AAUGGGCUUUUCAGCCUGGGGAGCAGCCCCAGCAGAGCAUCAAGUGCCUGAAGACGGGGACAGGGUGUGCAGGGCUCCAGGAAGCUGCCGUCCCACGAUACUGAGUACUGCAGCAGCCAUGGUUUCUUGCGACGCAUCAGAAACCCCUCCAGGCUCCCACAGCAGCAGAGUCCAGGGGCAAAUCCUAGUGCCCAGGGAGGGCCAAGCCUGCUGGCAUGGGGAGCCAUGGAGGUAGGGCUGUCGCUGGCCAUGCUGCCCCAUCUGGCCCCAUGUCCGUGCCAUGUGUGUAGCAGUGAGUGCUGUGUCGUUGUAGACCCAGUCGAUGUCUCAUGUAGCGCAGAGGUGCCCUGUAGCUCAGUGCCUAGGAGGUGAUGUAGCACCUCGAAUAAAUGAAAUGUGAAGUUUUAGCUUACUGCAGUCAUGUCGUUCUGCUGUGGGGGGGACAUGGGUUGCCCUAGCUUGCUUAGCACUUGAGCCUUAUUGGUUUUAGCUUCAUGCAAAGUCACACACUUUAAAGCACAGACAGACCAGAAUAGAUACAGGCGAGAGAUUCAGUCUUUUAAUGAGAUGACAUUAGAAAAAAUCUCAUGGGCCGUGGUAAAUAUCAAACGUGAGAACCUGACCUUUCAGAGAGGAUGGCCAGUGUGCUGCUGCUGCAUCAGGCUGCGCACAUGCCAGGGCAUUGCAUGGAAAAAGUUGGACAUGGUUCAGAGAAGAGCCACUUGGUGUGUUUUGGGAGGAAUAUCCUGGGAUCCUUGGGCUGGCGGUACCUCUGAUGCUUGAAGCAUCCUUGCAUCCACCUCUGGAGUUGCCAUAGAAACACUCCUGUGCUGGAGCCAGCAUCAACAUGGGGCCCCAAACUGGGGAUUGAGGUUAGCAGCAGGGGGGGACUCACCAGCAGCAGAACGAGGUUAGUGACUUGUGCUAUGCUGAGAGGUCUGGGGGGCUGGAAAGAGGGAUCCUGUGCUCCGAGCACAGCACAUGCAGGGCUCUGGCACACUGCUGUGAAUAUUGCAGCAAACUGCACUUUCACAAUGCUCCCCUGAAAUGCCUUGGUGGGACAGGUAUGGUACCCCUCCACAGCCUGCCAGCCCUUUCCAGAAGCCACCGAGGCUCCUACGAACUUCACUCACCACAACUUUUGUCAUGUGCAACCCUAAAUCACAGAGUUGCAUUGGAAAUGCAGACCUGAUUAAUGAACUCGUCCCAUGGGAGCAUGGUGUGGACAGGAUAAAUCAGGCACUGAGUCACCAGCAGGCUGAUACUCCCCUGCAGCAUUCCCUUCCAGUGUGGCAGGCUGCAGUGUGGGUGCCAGUGCUUGGAACUGCUCUUACCAAAUGCAAGGCCAUGCCAGCUGCACCUUAGCACCUUGCUGUUGUGUGUCCCCACUGCGGUGACAUUUCCAGCAGCUCUACAGGUCCCCUACAGUCAGCUUGCCUCUUUCAUUACCACUCAAGUCUCCUGCAUGUGACUGGGGAAUUUGGGGUGCAUCCACCAACCGCAGCACCGCUUGACUUGACUGUUUCAAUUGAGAAGAAUCUGUGAUCUUUCCUAAAAGUCUGGAUUGCUCAUUCUUUUGUCUCUCCACUUUUGGGCACUGGAGCAGGAUCCCAACCAAAGGAGGGGAAGAAAGCAUCCAAGACAAGAGCCAAGAACGUCUUGGGAUGGAUGGAGAAAUCUUCAGGCAAAAAGGCAAAACAAAUGAUGACCCUGACUGUGCUUAAGACUGACACAUUGUUCGUUUAAGAGCUCAUGUGAGUUGCUAAUGAAAUGCUAACAAAUUGAAGAAAAGCAGUUGAGGGACAUACAAGAUAUAUUGCUGUCUAUCUCCUGGUAUGUUCUUCUAAUUUUUACUAAAUGAAAGGCUUCAAGUGUCUGGCCGGACUCCCUAAUGCUAGAAGCACAGUCUGUUACUCCAGAUAGAAGGAAUUCUACAAGCCAGCACCUGGCAACACUUCUGAUCUCCACAGAGCUGCGUUAUGGAUGAGGGAGACUGGGACUGGAGCUAGCUGUCAAACCUAUAAUUAAAAAAAUGUGUUUUCUUAUAGAAAUUUCUUUCUGUUGUCAGGAGAGAAGGAAUACAAAAUCUCAUUUAUCAUAUACCACAAAUUUGGUAGACACUCAAACCAGAAAGCUCCAGCCACAUCAGAAACAUGAAUUGCUCUGCAUAAUAACUUAAAAUAACGCGCUGAAUCCUAUAGCUCAUGCACAAAGUGCCAGCAAAUCCUUUCCAAAUAACAGUGCUGCAAUGGGUAGAAGGCCCAGUGGGCUCCUAUGAAUGCAGUUCUAGAUUUUCCAAUAAAAAGAUGGAAAAACACUGUUUAUGAUGCAGGACCACAGUGGACCUCAACACAGCAAUAGCAGCACUGGGCAUUGGCCUGCACACCCAAGCUGUACAAAGCACAGCACCAGACCAAAGCCUUCCUUUACUCAAAUGGUGCCAUAACCAUGGAUAUCCCUGCAGCAGUGUUCUCUAGAGGAAGGUUGGGCUUCCAUCCUUAGGUGGUCGACUAUCAUAUUAGUGCAGUGGGAGCACAGCCUCUGCUUCAGUCCUAGAAAAGCUUCCUACCACUGAAUCAUCGCACAGGCAAGAGUUAACAAGUCAUGGAGAUAAAUUUGAGCUAUUUAUACAGACAGCCCUGUUAUUACGAGCAAAAACAAUGCAUUAGAGCUGCUCCAAAAUGUUUGUGAAGGGUAAAAGUCUGUAAUUCUUUAAGUCAAGGCUUCAGUUCUUCAGGAUUUGUUAAGGAAACACAGCAUAGUUAUUGUUUUGACACCUCAGAGCUCCAGGCUGUAUUAAUGCUAAAACUUCCCUCCAGGCAAGAGGGGCUUGAAGGAGAUGUGAUGAACCCCUCUAAUCAAUCUUCAAAUUAAAAGCAGCUUUAUUUCUGCAGCAGUUCGUUGCUUAUGGAGCACCUUCAGAACUUGCAAACAAACAGCUUAACAGGCAUUAAAAUUGCCUUGAGUUAAAGGGGGAAAAAAUAGGCAAGCAAGCGUGCCCAUUUUCCAUUCCUGAAGACAAGGAGCAUAAAAAUUCCAGAGAAACCAUAUUUGAGAGUCUUUCUGCAGGGCACGUUUAGAUCAUGGGUUAUUUCUGUCAGACUAGCAAGUAAAAUUAAGCCGUUCUGCAUUUCCGAGAGUGCUGUUGACACUGGAGACUGCACAGCCCUUGGGCAUGAAGCGCCCCAGUGUGCUGCACAGACAGCCAAGGGUCCCCAGGCUCAAGCACCUCCUGCACACAGCACUGGGGUGGGUCCCGUCUGUGUGGGGACAGCCUGAGAGAACCCAGCUCUGUGAGGAGCCUGCAGGCCCAGCUCCAGCAGCCACACCGGCCGUGGCAGCCAUGUUGGCCGUGGCAGCCAUGUUGACCAGGCCUCACUAGGCCCCACGCUGGGCCGUGCUCCCCUUGCAGCAGCUGUGCUGUGUCCCAAGGGAGCCUUAACUCUGCAACGCUCACAAACUGCCCCUGGCUCAGGCAGUACAUGAGUUUCCUGGGGACAGAGCCCAGGGGAGGCAUUCCUCACCCCAGCCCCAAAAACACACUGGCUGCAGGGUGACCAGACUGCAGGUUGGCUGCUGCCAUUGCAGUGCAGCCAGCAGCCCCACAGGUGGCUGUAUGCAGGAUCAAUAGCUCUUGUAUUUUUCCUUUCUAACAGUUAAUCUUGAGGGGGGAAAAAAAAUGAAUUUCAACGUUUGGAAUAUCAAGGAGAUGCUCAGCACUCCCACAGCCUCUGGGCCAAACAAGCUCUUUGCCCGCAGCAGCGCUCUGAGUGACUACUCAAGUCUGAGUGACUCCCAGGUGCUCUUCGGCUCCCAGUUCUGCCCAGAGAAUGUGCAGUCAGCAGCACCGUUGGAGCUGGGUAUUGUGGGCCAGCACAACUCCCAGGACAGCGAGCCCAGUAUUUUUACCAAAUACCAAGCAAAACCACAGCUAUUUGACGAAGAUACAAGAGAAAAAGGGUUGCUUAAUUUUGGUGCAGGACAAGGGAAGAGAGUCCUGGAAAAUUUCAAAGCGAAUAACAACAAAAUAAAGGACAAAUACGAUCGAGAAGUGCUAAGCACCUUUAUUUCCAGCAUCAAUGACAGGCUUCAAGGGCUGCAAGCAUGCUUGGACAAGAUUGAAAAAGAGUUCAAUUCAAGAAACAAAUCAAUUUCUGUUCACCUGGAGACCAUUUCCAAGACACUGCAAGAUGCUCUUCAAAGUCACAGUGACGUGGUGCUGAAAGCCCUGGAAGAUAAAAGCCAAAUGGAGCAGGCACUGCUGGAGAUGGAGAGGAGGCUGGCGGCUAAAGAUGUGGAGAUUUUGGAUGUGAAAUCCAGUGUCCUGCAGCUGAAGGAGGGACUGGAGUCACUGCCAGUUCAGCUCAGUGACAACCACCUGAAACUGUGUGAAGAAUUACGCUCCCUGAAGCUCCCCAGUGCCUUAGCUGAGCUGCAGACCUUCAUAACCAGUGCCAAAGUCCCCCCCAGGACGGUGGAUAACUCCUCCCAGACCUCGCCUGGCACAUGCCAGGACUGUGCCCCACAUCAGCAGAAAGCACACUGGCUGUGCUACCAUGGUAUGGGGGGCUGCAGCUCCUUGGGUCUGUCUGCUGCGGGGAAGCAGCACAGAGUCACUGGGGACGUGACACCUCGGGGUGGCCUCAAUACACCUUCUGAAAGCAAAGUCAGCCCCGUUGCUACAGCUGUGUAUGGCGGGGAGGUGGAAUCUGCUUUGGUAGCACAGAGCUGCUCUCACCAUCCGUGUGCAUGCAGUGCUAACAGCCAGUUUCUGGGGGAUGGUCGGAAGAAGCACAUUCCCGUACUGCAGGAGAUAUCCCCAGUCACUCCUCUGAGGAAGGCAAUCCGCAGAGGUACCGGAGGAUUUAAACCCAUGACACCAUUGCAACAGAGGCAGCCUCAAGCGUGCCAUCUCUUUGUGCAAAGCAACAUGUCUGGGCAAAGAGAUGGGAGCUCGUCCACAGACCAGGAGCUGGAGAACAUAGCCGUAGGGAACAAAGCAAAGCUGAAGCUGGGAAGGAUCCCCUGGAAUAAAGUAAUGGAGAGGAAGAAAACAUACCCUGGCAAGAGAAAAGGGGAGCUCACCAGGUGUGCUGACGGUGGGCUGAAGCAAGUAAGAGCAAACAGGAUUAUCGGGUUGGGAAGCACAAGAAAAAAUUCCUUUCCCAGAUAUACAGUUGCUCUCAGUUUAGCAAGCUCUAACCCAGUUCCUGCAGCUCCCCAUCAACAGAUGCUCAGCAGUGCUCAGCCCAGGCUUACAAGGAGUUUCCUGCCAGUGCCGUGCUCCAAUAAAAGCAUGCUCCAACUUGCAGACCAAAGAAAGAGAAGUUUGGAAAACAAAAAAAGAGUGAUAGUCUCCAGUGUGAGAAGGGAUUUCUGGGAUUCCUCUCCCCAGGAAAGUCUGUUCUCCCUGUGCAGAACAGGUGAAAAACAGGAGAGCUGCUCCUCAGGCUCCACCAACCCAUGUCCUGGCAACGUGCAGGGCACAGAAUGUUGCUCCCUAGUUUUUGAUAGUGAUUAUUCAGAUUGAGGGGUUUCAUUUUCAAAGCCUCCUGUGCAGACAUGGCUGUCUCUACUGCUGUUUAUUCCUCCUGUUUAGUCUCCUGCAGCUGAUGUUGGGAGCUCCUGUUGGGAUUGCUGAGAAGGGCUGAGUGUGAGCACAGCCCCUUGAAAACAGACAGGGCUCCUGCCUGGCGCCCAAGCAUGUCACUGCCUGCUCACAUCCAUCUUCGGGGACAGCGUAGGAUCUGAAGCUUGGAAAGCUGCCUGGGUCUGUGUUAUUUUACCCCCCAACAGAAGUGCCCUGGGCUCUGUUUACUGUUGUGUUCAUGCAGCAAAGUGCCUGCACUCAGCUGAGACUUUCCGCCCUACACCUCUAAUAACGUCUUUGUAGCUGGAGGCUUUCACUCCUUUCUUAUUCGUAGUCUCUGUUUUGGUUUCUAUGCCUGAAAGUUCUGACUUUUGGCUCCCUAGAAAGUAGGGGUCUUUUUCUGGCUGGUUUUGCUAAGGUUAAGACUUGCCCCAAGAGCUGUUUCUGAGCUUUGGGUGGAUACAGGCUCGGCUGAGGAAAGCAAAGUCCCAGAAACCCAGUGCAUGGACUGCUGUGCUUCUUCUCCCUUGAGGCUGAACUUUGUUUCAGGAAAUUCAGGAUGUUGUUUAGUUUCUGUCAUAGUAGUCUCAUGUCUAUCUUCAUGAAUAAAGGACGUGUCCAUCUUAAACUUUUCAAAGAUGACUCUCAGACAGAAGCCCAAAGGAGCAAAGUUGAAAUUCAACACCUUCAGUAUCUGAUGGAUACUUCUCAUCUUUUAGAUGUAGUUCUUUGGCUCAGGGUCAUCCCAGUUGUGCAGAUGUUGAGUGAGAAGGGACCACCUCACCACCAGCCUGGGAUACAUGGCAGCUUGAGCCCUCGGCAACCCCAGGAGCAAACAGAGCAGAUCUUGCUGGGUCACCAGCCAUGGAUCUGUUUCCACAGCUUCAAAUAUUUUUGCCCUUUUGAUCUUUGAUCUGAGCUGCAGCUGGUGAAAGAAGCGUUUCAAUAUUGACACAAGCGGUCUAUUGCCACGAACCCACAAGGCGCAGUGCUCUCAUCCUGCAGGGGAAGGCUGGGAUCGUUUGUCCGGCUUUAAUAAACCCGUUGUUUCUUUGCAAAUGUCUCAUUUCUCUGUACUGGUGUUUUUUUUUCUUUUCAGGAGAGGUGAUAUCCCAUUUCAGCAGGUGAACAGACAGCGUGACAGCUGCCCAUAGCCCUUCUUCCUUUUACAUUUCCCUUCUGCAGCUGUUCUCCCCAGAGUGCAGCAAUUUGCAGUGGGUAAAACUCGCUGUGGGGGGCUGAGGUUCUCACACGUUUUGGGGAUAGGAGGACUUGGUGCUCUC
Messenger RNA from Phasianus colchicus (ring-necked pheasant), 6873 nucleotides. The record is from RefSeq and is a predicted model, not a curated record. NCBI's taxonomy places the organism in Eukaryota, Metazoa, Chordata, Aves, Galliformes, Phasianidae.